Messenger RNA from Mytilus californianus (California mussel), 1408 nucleotides. Its product is annotated as glutathione S-transferase 1-1-like. Gene Ontology annotation, molecular function: glutathione transferase activity. The transcript has 5 exons. The record is from RefSeq and is a predicted model, not a curated record. Gene Ontology annotation, biological process: glutathione metabolic process. Bases 131 to 847 code for a protein of 238 amino acids. Lineage: Eukaryota; Metazoa; Mollusca; Bivalvia; Mytilida; Mytilidae.
UCUUGUUAUAGAUAUACUUGGUCGUUAGCUUAAUUGUUUUAACCUGUUAGUGUCACUAUUUUGGUUGAUAAAAUAAAUGGACAUUAUCACAUAGAUUGACGAAUGAAGUUUGAAAAUAUAAUUUAUCCUCAUGUUGGUGUGUUUGUGCUUUAGACAGAAACCGGAGGAAAUUGUAGUUAGAACAAAGAUGGGAAACGGACAGUCUGGUGGAGCAAAAGGAACGCCUACCUUAUAUAUUCAUGGGCUUAGUGCUCCAGCUAGGGCAGCAUGGAUGACCACUAAAGCUGCAGAAAUCCCGGUUCAUUUGAAAUACGUAGAUCCAUUUAAAGGCGAACAUAAAACUCCUGAAUUCGCUAAAAUAAAUCCUGACAUGACGCUACCUACCUUAGUAGAUGGAAACUUUUCUUUAUGGGAAAGUCGGCCUGUUAUGCAGUAUUUAGUGAGUAAGUUUGGAGGCAGACAUUCUUACCUGUAUCCUAAAGACCUACAGAAGAGAGCUAUAGUGGACAGAUUAUUAUACUAUGAUCUAGGAUCGGUUUACAAAACAGUCACAGAAUAUAUGUAUCCUCAGCUCUUCCAAGGCAAACCCCCUGAUGCAGAAAAAGAAAUGGCUAUGAGGGCAACUUUUGACUACCUGAAUCGUCUGUUCGAUGGUGGUGGCCAUUAUAUGACUGGAGAUAAUUUAACCAUAGCAGAUAUUAGCAUGGCUUCAAACAUUUCAUUGACUGAAAUUAAAGGUUAUCGUUUAGAUGCUUGGCCAGACCUGGCCACAUGGUAUCAAAGAAUGAAAGCUCAGCCAUGGUGGCCAGAAUGCAAUAAAGGCCUUUAUGAAUGGAAAUCUGUUUAGACCAACAAAAGAAAAGUGCAUUUCAACAUUAAAAUUGUUCACAGAAUUAAUAGAAAGCAGUUUACAAUUAUUUUCAUGAUUACAAUCCUGAAUUCUUCAUUGGUAGCAUUUGUUGGGAUUUCACAUAGUACUGAAUUGUUCAGAAAAUUAUCGUUAGGGAUACCUGAAUGUGGAGUACUAUAUAAAAAUUCUUGAAUUGCUCUGUGAAUUUUCUAACACUAAAAUCAUUUCUGUUUAAAUAGAUUUUUGAGUGUUUUAAUUAAGAAUGGUAAAUUUUCCAAAACAAAUAUGAACUACCGGUAGUACAAAUGAAUGUUAUAACAAUGUUAUUUCAAAUGUUGUGCAAUGUUUUAUUUAUAGAAGAUGAUCAUUUAUCACCUUAUUAUUAUAUUGUAAAUCUGAAAUACUUAUCAUACUAAUGUAUUCAGAUUAAAGCUGUGCCACCUUCUUGCCCCUUUAAUGUGAUACAAAUGUAUACUUUUUCAAGUAGGUAGAAACAAAUCAAGAAUUUGUAUAAAUUAUUUAUUAUAAAUCAAAUCAAUAAAUUAUAAAAUACAUUUA